Molecule: messenger RNA, 2244 nt
Organism: Mytilus trossulus (common blue mussel)
Lineage: Eukaryota; Metazoa; Mollusca; Bivalvia; Mytilida; Mytilidae
Product: plexin domain-containing protein 2-like
Exons: 15
Coding region: 61-1494 (477 amino acids)
Source: RefSeq, a predicted model, not a curated record
UCCUUUGUACAGUGUUUUACGAGAUUUUGCGAGAAUCUUUAAAAUAGUAGCAGAAACAAUAUGGCGAUGACAGAACAAGUUCCGCUUCAAGUCUUCAUAUAUUUAGGAAUUAUAUUAUUUUCUCUUGUGGAUUUUAUAAAAACCGAAGAUGUUCCCUACACAUUGCUCAAUGAACCGUCCAAUUUUAACCCUGUGAUAAGUUUUGAUGGACAUUAUAUAAACAAACGACAGGCCCCAUCUCCAUCUACAACAUCUCCUGGUACUACAUCAGGUCCUGGAACACAAAGUACACAAUCUACAUCAACAUUAAGUACAAUAGAUAUAAAGGAUCAAGGUUCACAUAAAUACUAUACCUCAAAAGUUGUACUAAGUGACAAAUAUUGGGAUGAACUAAAUGAUUUACCUGCACAACAUGCUUCAUUAACAAAUGGUCAUAGAAUUGCUGUGACAGUUGGUUUAACAUUUGGUUUUCCUUUUUAUGGCCACACAGUAAAAAAGGUUACCAUAGCAACAGGAGGUUUUCUGUAUAUGAGUCCAUUUUUACACUCCUGGUUAACAGCAACACAGUAUAUAGCUCCACUGAUGGCUAAUUUUGAUACAACAAUUGGAAAUGGUUCAGACAUUUUAUAUAAAGAUUACACUGAUCGUUUUGUUGUGGAAUGGCGAGAUGUUUACCUUCAAGAUCAGAAUCACACAAACCCAUUCAGUUUCCAGACCACAUUACAUAAAAAUGGCAGUAUAGUUUUUGGUUAUAGACAAGUACCACUAGAUGUAACAGAAAUAAUAACCGCCAAUCACCCAGUAAAGAUAGGUGUUUCUGAUGCAUUCUAUGUGGAUGCUACAGUUAAUGUUGAAAAGAAUGAAACUGAAUAUAAAUAUUCUGAGUUAGAAGGUAUAACACGGAGAACUAUUUAUGAAUACCACAGAGUAGAAGUGAACUUGACGUUAAUUGAGGAAAAUACAGUUGUUCUACUGGAACCAUUAUUAACCUGUAACGUAGCGAGUAAUUGUGAGACGUGUAUACAACAGAAUGCUAACUUUGAAUGUAAAUGGUGCUCUGCCAUUAGUCGAUGUUCUGAUGGUAUAGAUUGGCACAGACAAGAAUGGUUGAAAGCUGGCUGCACAUCUUUAGCACAUGACACUGUUAGUCGCUGUAAUGAAACUUAUACUACCACCAAGAAACCUACUGAUACAACCUGUGACCCAAUGAUCAGCAGUGGAAAAGGAAGUUGUAGUGAAAUGCAGAGACAAAAAAAUACACAACAAGCAGUUGGCGGGAUUAUAGGAAUAGUUUUAGUAUUACUGAUAUUAAUAGUAGCUAUUGUUGGUUGGUUUGUUUAUGCCUAUAGAAAUCCGACAUCUGCUUCAGGAAUGUGGCUAAUGGAGCAUCGACCAAGUGUGAUGAAACAGAAAAUAGCCAACAUGAAAUUCUGGAAAAGAACAACAGAGACGGGAGAUAAAUAUAAAAUAGAAUCAUCAGCAUCCGAAGCCUAACUAAAUCCAUAGAACAUGUAGAAUGCCUUAUGAACCACCGACUGCACUGCAAUCAUUGUAAACUUGUCUGAAGGUUAAAGUUACUGAAUGCAAUAGAUGUAAAACUGAAAACUAUUUUGUCUCAAAGUUAAGUUACUCUACUAGAUGAAGUGUAUACAAAAGAUUUUAAGCUUAAUCAAAGGUCAUUUUGUAGUAUGGGUGCAUAUUCUUGUUUCUAGUAUUCAUUUAAAGAAUAGGAAUAUCUAAGUUUUUUGAAGGUUUCAUUAUAUAUAACAAACCCUUUCCUCUCAUUUUAUAUUACCCAUUUUUCUGCAGCUUUAAAUUUAACCAAAAAUAAGAAUGUUCAAUUAGUAAUGUAAAAUAAAUAAUCUUAUUCCAAGAAAAUGUUGUCAGGAAUUUUUCCUACCAAUUUUUACAGAAAAUGGGAUACAACUCUGUCUUAAAAUCUUUAAUUCUGACAGCAAUAAAAAGGCCCAAUGCAUCAUAUUUAUAUUCACAUUUUUUCCCCACAGUUUUUAUGAAUUCUCAAAGAUAUAUGCACAGCCCCAAUUACCAUUAAACUAAUGAUAAUUUGAAACAAGCGAACACUUGAAUAAUUGCAAUCAUAGUUGGUCAAAUUUUUUGUCAGAUUAUGCCUGAUCCCAGAGACAUUUCUAAUGACAUUUUUUGUACCCUAUGAUCAACAGGGAUUUAAUAUACAAUGAACAGUUUUGAUUUAACUGUGUUGACAUUUUUCUGAAGGUGGGGGGG